Hypomesus transpacificus is the source of this 1127-nucleotide messenger RNA. RefSeq lists its product as uncharacterized. The record is from RefSeq and is a predicted model, not a curated record. The transcript has 9 exons. Bases 39 to 1127 code for a protein of 362 amino acids. Lineage: Eukaryota; Metazoa; Chordata; Actinopteri; Osmeriformes; Osmeridae.
CUGUUCCUGUUAAAAACCUUGACCUCCAAAUAAAUGUAAUGUCAGGACCCACCAAUCGGACCCCCACAGGUUCUAAGGAGCUCGAGCUAGCCCAGACAGGGCUAGGAAAACGAAUGGUGUCAGUGCCAGAGGACAGCAGCCAUAAAGAGAUAGUGUCACUGAUAGAAGAGGAGUUUUUGAAACUCCGCCCCCUUGAAGGAAGGUGGAUGUUUUUCAAGGCAACAGGAGGCAGUGGCCAAAGGAAGCUCUCUAUCGUCCCCAUGGACACAGAAGGCUACUCUGUCCGGCAGCUUCGCACUGCAUCAAACAAUGGGAAAAAUGUCCUCUUUUUGGUUCCUCUGCAAGAGGAGUUGGACACAGAGCCACUUCCUUACAAUGCAGCAGAAUUUGCAAGGAUGCCACAGGUGCCUUGCCUGACUUGCAAUACAACCAUGCCCCUGCAAAUGUUGGCACUUCAUGCCGAGAAUUGCCAACCAACAACAGAGGAGCAGAGUGGUGUGGCGGUCAUAGAGGAGGAGAAUGAGGAGGAGAAUGAUGCCAUUGGCACUUCAGAGGAGCAAGGGGUGUGCCCUAUAUGCCAAGAAGUAUUUCCUACUUCAGUGCUCCCUCUUCAUGCCAGUGUUUGUGCAGAAAGAUCCUUCUGCAACAACACAAUUGUGGAGCCUGAUAUGGAGGUUCCAGGCCCUUCAUCUGCAGAUUCCUCUGUGGCUCGAUCAGCCCUUCGUUUAACAACUUCUUUAGCAACAGCAUGGAAAACAGCAGAUACCCCCCUAGAAGCCAUGCGGCUGUUUCUACAAGAACUGAGGCAAGGAGGAGAACACCAGCCAUCUCUACUGCUGUCACUGGAUGCCAGGGAUGAUGAUGAGGAGCGGGACAGUGCCCUUGUUUCUUUUUACAAAGAAAUGCGUCAAAAGAGCCAAUGGACAGCACCUUUCAAGUGCCGCAUUCUAGGGGAUGCUGCAGUUGGUGUGGGGGUUGCUAGACAUACCCUGUCAUCAACCAUUUCCAAAUUAAAACAUGGGUUUAAACUGAACUUGGGAAAUGCUGCAGUGACUACAAUGUUUGAAGGACAAACAGACCACCUUGUGCCUGCCUUGUCCGCAGCCCUCAUUGCACUGCACUCAUGA